Chaetura pelagica (chimney swift) is the source of this 1948-nucleotide messenger RNA. It is a transcript of the gene ANKRD13C, whose product is annotated as ankyrin repeat domain 13C. The transcript has 16 exons. Gene Ontology annotation, molecular function: protein binding. Gene Ontology annotation, cellular component: cytoplasm. Lineage: Eukaryota; Metazoa; Chordata; Aves; Apodiformes; Apodidae. The record is from RefSeq and is a predicted model, not a curated record. Bases 1 to 1365 code for a protein of 454 amino acids.
AUGGAGCUGUGCAAAAUGCUGUUCCAGGCUUGGUUUCUGAGUACAAUCAUUGAGUCAAAGGAAAGUCUGUGCUGUAAGAGCUCUCUGGAGGUGACCUGGUCCAACCUCCUGCUCAAAGCAGAGAUAACACUGGAGUUCGAUAAGAUACAGUUGUAUGUUUUUUACUGCAGAAACACUCCGUUACACCUUGCUGUGAUGUUGGGACAUAAAGAAUGUGCCCACUUGCUUUUAGCCCAUAAUGCUCCCGUAAAGGUGAAAAAUGCUCAGGGAUGGAGCCCUCUUGCAGAAGCCAUCAGCUAUGGAGACAGGCAAAUGAUUACAGCACUCCUAAGGAAGCUGAAACAGCAGUCCAGGGAAAGUGUUGAAGAAAAGCGACCUCGAUUAUUAAAAGCCCUGAAAGAGCUAGGUGACUUCUAUCUAGAGCUUCACUGGGAUUUUCAAAGUUGGGUGCCUUUACUCUCCCGAAUUCUGCCUUCUGAUGCAUGUAAAAUACACAAACAAGGUAUCAAUAUCAGGCUGGACACAACUCUCAUAGACUUUACCGAUAUGAAGUGCCAACGAGGGGAUUUAAGCUUCAUUUUUAAUGGUGAUGCUGCUCCCUCCGAAUCUUUUGUAGUUUUAGACAAUGAACAAAAAGUUUACCAGCGAAUACAUCACGAGGAAUCUGAGGUGGAAACAGAGGAAGAGGUUGACAUUUUGAUGAGCAGUGAUAUCUACUCAGCAACAUUAUCAACCAAGUCAAUCACCUUCACACGUGCCCAGACAGGAUGGCUCUUCCGAGAAGAUAAAACAGAAAGAGUAGGGAACUUUUUGGCAGAUUUCUAUUUGGUGAAUGGACUUGUAUUAGAGUCAAGGAAAAGAAGAGAACAUCUGAGUGAGGAGGAUAUUCUUCGCAAUAAAGCUAUCAUGGAGAGCCUGAGUAAAGGUGGCAACUUAAUGGAACAGAACUUUGAGCCCGUCCGGCGACAGUCGCUCACCCCGCCCUCACCCAACACCAUCACCUGGGAGGAGUACAUAUCUGCUGAGAAUGGGAAAGCUCCUCACCUGGGCAGAGAGCUGGUCUGCAAAGAGAGCAAGAAAACCUUCAAAGCCACGAUAGCUAUGAGCCAGGAAUUCCCCCUAGGAAUUGAAUCGUUGUUGAAUGUUUUAGAAGUAAUUGCACCCUUCAAGCACUUUAACAAACUUAGAGAAUUUGUUCAAAUGAAGCUUCCACCAGGCUUUCCUGUGAAAUUAGAUAUUCCUGUGUUUCCCACCAUCACAGCCACUGUGACUUUUCAGGAGUUCCGUUACGAUGAGUUUGAUGACUCCAUCUUCACUAUUCCUGAUGACUACAAGGAGGACCCCAGCCGUUUUCCUGACCUCUAACCCAACUGGAAGGUGAAUGGUGAGCGCCACCACCAGCGUCCCACAGCGAGCCCAUGGAUGCACACAGCCCACAGGUAGAGAGCAGUGGGUCCUAAAGGAAGGGAUAAACUUAAUAAUCCAGAAGAAAAGGGAACAUGCAUCAAAUGACUGAUGUACUGACACUCACUCUAACGGGCAUCUAGUCUAGUCCCUGAUGUACAGCAAGUCUCCUGACGUGUCCUGCACACUUUUAUACAUCCAGUCUUGCAAGCCUGGUAGUCUGACACCUCGAUGACCCUGAGAAUACUUAACAGCUGUGAGGACUAUCAUUUGUUUUUAAAUUUUUUACAUUUCUUGGUGAUACAAAAAGCACUCUUGGACCAUUAGCAUAAAAGUUGAAAUGUCUUAGCUGGGUAUUAGUCCUCUCAAACAUCCCACCAUACUUAAGAUGACCAUGUUAUAUUCUUUCAAGCUUUGUUUUCAUGAAUUGUAAACUAUGUAUCAUGAUGUAUAAUUCAGUAAUUUGAAUGUUAGUUGAAGUAUAAUAGCAGAAAUGCCUUUUCUGUAGAUGAAUGAACCAAAUGGUAACCAUUAAACAGUUGCA